This is a messenger RNA of Peromyscus californicus insignis, 5368 nucleotides long. RefSeq names its product MBL associated serine protease 2 (gene Masp2). Gene Ontology annotation, biological process: complement activation, lectin pathway; proteolysis. Lineage: Eukaryota; Metazoa; Chordata; Mammalia; Rodentia; Cricetidae. Gene Ontology annotation, cellular component: extracellular region. The record is from RefSeq and is a predicted model, not a curated record. The transcript is spliced from 10 exons. Gene Ontology annotation, molecular function: calcium ion binding; serine-type endopeptidase activity. The coding region runs from base 834 to 2942 and encodes 702 amino acids.
GUCUACAGAGAGAGAUACAGGAAAGGCACAAAGCUACACAGAGAAACUGUCUCGAAACCCCCCCUGAAAAGAAAACAGCCAGACCCAGGCCCUUCCAACAGUCCAGUCAAAGGCCCAUUCUUACCUUUUCCCCAUAGGCCAAUCCUCCUCCUGUGUCUCAAUGUUUACCUCUGUUUUGCUGGGAUAGAUGCAAGUUCCCUCCUCACAGCACUGGGAGACAGGAGCAGGAUUACUACAAGUUUGAGGCCAGCCUGGUCUACACAAUUCAAAGCCAGUCAGAGCUAAAUAGAGAGAUUCUGUCUUCAAAUGAGUAAUGCUCCCUCGAGACUAGCACCAGGAUCAUGAGCCCCAGCUUUCUGACUCUGCUUUGGGCUCAGCAGUCACCAGCAAGACACUCCAUCCCCUGUCACCCACCAUUCAUGUUCCCAAAUGUAGCGCGUCUUGUCUUCUGUCCCGUGUUCCCUCUCCUCUUGGGUUCAUGUCCUUUUCAAAUCAUGUUGUCUGCUUCUCCCUGAGUUGAGGGGGGCGUCUAGACAGUCACUUUGUCAUGGAGACUCACCAGACCUUCCUGGUCCCACCAGGUAGGACACUGAAGGUGAGUGAGGGCAGAGUUGAGGAUUGCUACCAGGCUGUGGCCAAGUCAAGCUUCUGGCUCCCAAAGUCACCAAACCUUCCUGUCUGGAAGUGAGGCUGGCAGGAGCCAUGCAUGGAUUCCCAGAAUCUCUGGGUCUGGUAGCCUGGGGGCAGGGCCAGGUGCUGGACAAACAGAUCAAAGGUGAGUGAAGCUGGGCCUGCAGAGCUAGACGGCACAUCAUGAGGUGGGUGAGCAACCCAUGGCCUCUUGGGGAGCAAGAGGGAUUAGGCCUGGGCUCUCACAUCCCUCCCCUGCCCACAGGCUGCUGAUCUCUCUGUGCCUGCUGUGGAGCUUGGUGAGCACACUUUUGGCCUCAAAGUGGCCUGAGCCUGUAUUCGGCCGCCUGGUGUCCCCUGGCUUCCCAGGGAAGUAUGCCAACAAUCAGGACCGGUCCUGGAAGCUGGCUGCACCCCCCGGCUACCGUCUGCGCCUCUAUUUCACCCAUUUCAACCUGGAGCUCUCCUACCGCUGCGAGUAUGACUUUGUCAAGUUGAGCUCAGGGACCAAGGUGCUAGCUACACUGUGUGGGCAGGAGACUACAGAUACUGAGCAGGCGCCUGGCAAUGACACCUUCUACUCACUGGGUCCUAACCUGGAGGUCACCUUCCACUCAGACUACUCCAACGAGAAGCCAUUCACAGGAUUUGAGGCCUUCUAUGCGGCAGAGGAUGUGGAUGAAUGCCGAGUGUCCCCGGAAGAAGAAGUCCCUUGUGACCAUUACUGCCACAACUACCUGGGCGGCUACUACUGCUCCUGCAGAGUGGGCUACGUUCUCCACCAGAACAAACACACCUGCUCAGCCCUGUGUUCAGGCCAGGUGUUCACUGAGAGGUCUGGGGAGCUCAGUAGCCCCGAAUACCCACAGCCGUACCCCAAACUCUCCAGCUGCACCUACCACAUCUGCCUGGAGGAGGGCUUCAGUGUCAUCCUGGACUUCGUGGAGUCCUUCGAUGUGGAGAUGCAUCCUGAGGCCCAGUGCCCCUAUGACUCCCUCAAGAUCCAAACAGAGAAGGGGGAAUACGGCCCAUUCUGUGGGAAGGCGUUGCCCCACAGGAUUGAAACGAACAGCAACAGUGUGACCAUCACAUUUGCUACUGAUGAGUCGGGGGCCCACACAGGCUGGAAGAUCCGCUACACCAGCACAGCACAGCCCUGCCCUGAUCCAACGGUGCCACCUAAUGGCUACAUUUCACCCGUGCAAGCCAAGUACAUCCUGAAGGACAGUUUUUCUGUCUUCUGCAAGACUGGCUUUGAGCUUCUACAAGGUCCUGUGCCCCUAAGAUCAUUCACUACUGUCUGCCAGAAAGACGGAUCCUGGGACCGGCCAAUACCAGAGUGCAGCAUUGUUGACUGUGGCCCUCCUGAUGACCUACCCAAUGGCUACAUAGAAUACAUCACAGGCCUUGAAGUGACCACCUACAAAGCUGUCAUUCAGUACAGCUGUGAAGAGAAUUUCUAUACCAUGAGCAGCGAUGGUAAAUAUGUGUGUGAGGCUGAUGGAUUCUGGACGAGCUCCAAAGGAGAAAAAUUCCUCCCGGUUUGCAAGCCUGUUUGUGGGCUGUCUACACUCACUACAAGAGGCCGCAUAAUUGGAGGGCAGUUUGCAAAGCCUGGUGACUUUCCUUGGCAAGUCUUAUUACUGGGCGAAACUAUAGCAGCAGGUGCUCUUUUACAUGACAACUGGGUCCUAACAGCUGCUCAUGCUGUGUAUGGAGUAACAGAGGCAGCAUCCUCCCUGGACAUUCGCAUGGGUAUCCUCAAAAGGCUCUCACCUAAUUACACCCAAGCCUGGCCUGAGGCUGUCUUUAUACACGAAGGUUAUAAUCAUGGUGCUGGUUUUGACAAUGAUAUAGCACUGAUUAAACUCAAGAACAAAGUCACAAUCAAUAGGAGCAUUAUGCCCAUUUGUCUGCUAAGAAAAGCAGCUGCAUCAUUGAGGACAGGCGACACUGGAACUGUGGCUGGCUGGGGGUUAACCCAAAAGGGGUUUCUUGCUAGAAACCUGAUGUCUGUGGACAUACCAAUUGUUGACCAUCAAAAAUGUACUUCUGCUUAUGAAAAGAUCUACCCAGGAGAAAGAGUAACUGGUAACAUGCUCUGUGCUGGCUUAGAAACUGGUGGCAAGGACAGCUGCAGAGGUGACAGUGGAGGGGCAUUAGUGUUUCUAGAUAAUGAAACACAGCAAUGGUUUGUGGGAGGAAUAGUUUCCUGGGGUUCCAUUAAUUGUGGGGAGGCACAACAGUAUGGCAUCUACACAAAAGUCAUAAACUACAUUACCUGGAUCGAGAACAUAAUGAGUAAUUUUUAACUUGCAUGCCUCCAAUUAGUAAAUUCUCAUUUUUACAAGUACCUUGAAAAGCUCUUAGCAGUAAGAGAACCCAAGAAGCAUCAAUGGCCCACCCCAAACCAGAUCAAACUUAUAGGCACUAGCCAAUGUCAACUUUGUUGAGUCUAGUAGGUGUUCAAUACAAUAGCAUUAUCUUUGCCAACCCCAGACACAAACUAUGUCAACUUGUAUUGAUUUUCUACAAUCUACUUAAUAUUUCAUACUUGCUGUUGAUUUUUCUAGUAUGUUAAGACUUAGUCCUAAUGACCUCUCAAAGUGCAGAAUAUCUGAUCACUUCUCUUUUCAAAGGUAAACUGAAAGCUGGUAUGCGAUUUCCCUAUUAAAAUCAGUACCAUAAAACAAUGUGGGUUUUUUUUUUUUUGGGGGGGGGGGGUCCAUUUCCAGAAUACUGGGAUUAUAGGCAGUCUACCAUAUUUCAUCAAAUUAUUGGAUAAAAAUAACAUGGAAUAGUAUUUUACCCCCUCAAAAGGGUGAUUUAACAAUUUGUUUCAAAAGCUCGAACUUUUCCAGAGUCGGUUCUAAAACUUGUAGUGUAGCAGUAAAUCCAACCUUUCUUUUGCUACCAGCUAAAUGCUUAGGUGGAUGUGCCACACCCCACUUUAUCUGGUGUUGGCUAGCAAUCAAACCCAGGCCUUUGGGCAUGUUAACUAGGUAAGCCAACUAAGAUACAUUCUGAACUCCUCACGCCUACCUUUUGAGACAGCCUGCCCCAGGCUGACCUCAAAUUUACUAUUUUGCCUCGGCCUCCCAAUUGCUGGGUAUUAAGUGUAUGCCACUAUAUUUGGACCAUUUUUUUUAAGUGAGCAUGACUUGAGCACAAGUGAGUCAAAUAGAUCACAGAUGGCACAACAGUGUAAAACAACUGUAUUCAGCAGACUCAUUCUCCUAUGUAACAGAAGCAGCAGUAAUUCACUGUAAGUAACUGCUUUUCUCCUAAGAUGCUACCUUAAUCUUAAAAUGUGGCAUUUGAUUGGCUCUUCCAACAAGUUUUUAACAGGGUUUCACUAUGGAGCAACAGCUGGCAUACAACUCAGAUGUGCAUGCCCCAACUUCUGGGAUUAAAGGCAUGUGCCACCACACCCAGCUGGAGACUCACAUUUUUUAAAGGAUGAAAAUGCUGUACUGCAUCUUCCCACGUAAGUCACUGUUUAACUUUCUAGCAUUUUUGUCAUGAAACAGCAAUGUUUUUUUUCCAGUAAGACUCCAGACACUAAACUGUUGGUGGCAAGAAAACUUUUUAUUUAACUGUGGUUCAAAGAUUGUUUUUAAGAAUGAAUGCAUUUUGAUGACCAAAUAGACUUUCAAAAACCAAAUCUUUGCCAAGUAGUUUAUUUCUGAAACUUCAUUUAGGGCAAAUAACUAUCUACAGCUACGUCAUACCAUAAACAUGUUAAAAGGCUACUCAACAUUGAAAGCCUUCUAUGACCAGUAACUCUUUAACAAGUGCAAACAAGGGAUCAAAACCAUGCUAUCGACAAGUAACUUACCCCAGGACUCCUGGACGGCUUGCCAGUUUAGUCUUUGGAGGUCCCCGAAAACCAUUUUAAUGUUACCAUGUUACUGCUGCUGAGUAAUAGUGCAAGUGCUAAAAUGCAAAAUUCAGAUGUACAGGGUUUGGAAAUCAUGCAGAGAAAAAAAUUUACAAUAACUCAAGAUCCCUUUACAGAGGGUACUGAAUAAUGAAACACUGUGUGCAUAACAAGUCUCUAAAGGAUAUAAAAUUUUAAAACACGCAACUUGCAAAAUGACAAACCUAUUUAUCAUAAUAAUCUAUUUAGGUAAGGGCAUUAGGGAAACUAUCAACAAAAAAAUGGUCACAUCUUUCCAGUUAGAAAAGGAGCUCCCCAGUCCUCAGUAGUUACAGGAAAAGUACAAUACACAAGGUAUUAUUAUUGCUUUUACAUUCUUAACAAUGCAUUGUGAGAGCCUAAACUGAUUUUGUGAGCGUAUUUGUUCGUCACUAUAUGGCCCCCACACCCCAGAGGAUAAGAGCCCACCUCACUUAAGACUGCCGGAGAUAGACAACCCACCCUAUUAGUUCUUAAAGCUAUCAGGCUUCUUAAUGAAUUUCAGGCACACGGUUUCUUGGUUUCUUCUACUUCAUCCCUAUUGCAAUUAAUUCCACUUUUCAAAUCCCCAAAUGAAAGAUGCUUAUCAUCCCUUCUUUUCCAUUGAUAAUGCUCUGCUACAAAGCAUUUGAAAACAACCGUUUUGCCCCCCACUCCCAAAUAGUUUUUAGAAAGCACGACUUCCCAAUGGAGGUUUAUACAGCCAGGUCAAUAGAAACCACUCAAAUGCACGGAGGCACUCAGAACAAACUGAAGGGUAACUGCUUACCAUUUUAGGUUCUGUCACCCAGACUUAUGAAAAACUAGAUUAAAAACAAA